AUUAGUUUAGAACAACGAUUAGUUAUUUGUUAACUUCACCAAAACUCAGCCGCUGUUCAGUUACCCACAGAAUUCAUGGAGCUUCAGGAUCAAUUCAUGUAGCCGUUUCACUGACGAGUCACAGAGGCUAUCUUCUUUGCGCUCGUUUAAAGGGUUUUGUAGAGAGACCGGAAGUCUGAAGCUGAGAAUCGGAAAUGGAGUUUCAGGAGGGUUUGAUGAAGUUUAUGGUCCAUAGACAUACUCAACCUAAUUGGGCUUUCGAGAAAAAUUCUCCAUCGGUUGCAGUUUCAGAGAUAACCAGUAGUCCUACACGGAAAUGGCGGAUCUUCAGUCGGUCGUCUUCUUCCCCCUUUUCGUCCAAACCCCAAUUGAAGGAAAUACCCAAAGAAUUGCUCUGUCCCAUUUCGGGGUCUUUAAUGGCGGACCCUGUAAUUGUCUCCUCUGGCCACACAUUCGAGGCCGCCUGUGUUCAAGUUUGUAAAGAUUUCGGCUUCAAGCCUACUUUGUUAGAUGGUUCGAAGCCGGAUUUCACCUCUGUAAUCCCGAAUCUGGCUCUGAAAUCCACCAUUUUCAACUGGUGUAAAAACUCGUCCUCUAAACCCCCAAAACCACUCGAUUUCUCCUCCGCCGAAAAGCUCGUUGGUAAGUUCAUGGCAGACCACAGGAAAAGCGACGACGAAUUGAUUCAAGGGGUUGCAGAGAAUCCUGUGGUUCGACUCAACCACACCGCCACCGAGGUCACUCGUCGGGCAUCUCAUUUCUACUCGAGCUCCGAUCAAUCUGUCGCCGCCGUUCCGAGUCUACCCCUUCCUCUCGCGACUCGACCGAGUUGUUCUUCUUCUGAAAUUGAGAUCUCUACUCUGAACUCCACUGAAGAAGAAGAGAUCCUCACGAAGCUCAAAAGCCCUCAGGUUACUGACAUUGAAGAGGGUGUGGUUACGCUGAGAAAAAUCACGAGAAUUCGAGAGGACACUAGGCUUUAUCUCUGUUCCCCUUUGAUUCUCUCUGCUCUUCGGUCUCUUAUCGUCUCAAGGUACAGCAGCAUUCAGGUGAAUUCAGUUGCAGCACUGGUGAAUCUGUCCUUAGAGAAUAUGAACAAGGUCAAGAUCGUACGGUCGGGAUUUCUCCCCAAUUUGAUCGAUAUUCUUAAAACGGGUUCCCCGGAGGUUCAGGAACAUGCCGCCGGUGCCAUUUUCAGCUUAGCUCUCGACGACGACAAUAAGACGGCGAUCGGCGUAUUGGGUGCUCUGCCGUCAUUGAUACGGCUGUUGGUAUCCCACUCGGAGCAGACCCGACACGACUCGGCUCUUGCUCUGUACCACUUAUCGCAAGUUCAGAGCAACCGUUCGAAGCUAGUGAAACUUGGGUCGGUGCCGGUUUUUCUCGGGAUGGUAAAAUCCGGCCUCAUGGUCGGCCAGAUUUUUCUGAUAUUGUGUAAUUUAGCAGCGUGUUUCGAGGGUCGUGCGGCGUUGUUGAACUCCGGCGCGGUGGAAUGUUUAGUGGGGAUGUUAAGAGAGAACGAGUUGGACUCCGAGUCGACACGGGAGAGUUGCGUGGCGGUUCUGUUAGAACUGAGUUACAGUAAUUUGCGGUUCAAAGGUCUGGCCAAAACCGCCGGAGCAAUGGAGGUUUUCACGGCGGUGGAGGAAAACGGAAGUGAGAGAUUACAAGAGAAGGUGAAGAGGAUCAUGGAGUCCAUGAAAGUCAGAGAGGAAGAAGCUGAGAAUGUUAAUUGGGAGGAAUUGCUAGACUCGGGCUCUUUCAGCAGCCAAGCUCGGUGUCGACUGGUCGCCGGAAUGGAUAGGUCCUCCGCCAACUCGUCCGAGCUCUGAAUUUGUACAGUUCGGAUUU
Messenger RNA from Cucurbita maxima (winter squash), 1851 nucleotides. Its product is annotated as U-box domain-containing protein 40-like. Gene Ontology annotation, cellular component: cytoplasm; nucleus. Lineage: Eukaryota; Viridiplantae; Streptophyta; Magnoliopsida; Cucurbitales; Cucurbitaceae. Bases 195 to 1832 code for a protein of 545 amino acids. The transcript has a single exon. The record is from RefSeq and is a predicted model, not a curated record. Gene Ontology annotation, molecular function: protein binding; ubiquitin-protein transferase activity. Gene Ontology annotation, biological process: protein ubiquitination.